Strongylus vulgaris is the source of this 408-nucleotide messenger RNA. The record is from the annotation of a GenBank genome assembly. NCBI's taxonomy places the organism in Eukaryota, Metazoa, Nematoda, Chromadorea, Rhabditida, Strongylidae.
AUGACGAUUUCUUAUAAUCUUGAUGUCUCCUCGGUAUCAACAAUCACUUUCCUGAAACUUCUCCUCCGAUGGCGUGGUUCAAUAUGGAAGUCUGUGAAGUCUGAAUUUGCUUUAUGGACUCUUAUUACAUUGUAUUCGCCGUCUACCGAUAUGCUUUAUCAUCGGAUUAUCAGAGAUGAGACAUUUGAAAAAGUGGCGUAUAACUUCGACUCAAGGCUCAACUACAUACCUCUGACGUUUAUGUUGGCUUUCUUUGUGAAUAUCAUUGCUGAUCGAUGGCGUAAAAUCUUGAACAAUAUGGGAUGGAUAGAAAAAUUAUCUUCAUGUAACAAUGGAAGAAUACUUACAGUUAGUGACAGUAACUGUUCAAAAAUAAGGAGAUAUAUUAUAGGAGAGAUAUAUGAUUGA